AUGGACCAAGGACAAGGAGGUCAAGGCGACCUCAACUGGCGCCUCAGCGCGCAUCCGAUCACGCUACUUGUCUUCUUGGGCAUUCGCAUCGGUGCGCUACUGAUGUAUCUAUUUGGUGUACUCUUCAUCGAUGACUUUAUCCUCGUCUUCAUUUUCACCCUUCUCCUCCUCUCCGCGGACUUCUAUUACCUCAAAAACAUUGCGGGACGCCGGCUGGUCGGCCUACGUUGGUGGAACGAGGUCGACACCUCAACCGGCGACUCGCAGUGGGUCUUCGAAUCAUCCGACCCUAACGUUCGCACUGUGACAGCCACUGACAAGCGGUUCUUCUGGCUGAGUCUGUAUGUCACACCAGCUCUGUGGGUGGGCCUUGCGAUAUUGGCCAUUGUGAGACUUGUCGGUGUUAUUUGGCUCAGUUUGAUUGUUAUUGCACUCAUUUUGACUAUCACGAAUACCAUGGCCUUCUCUCGCUGUGAUAAGUUUGGUCAGGCCUCCACAUAUGCCAACUCGGCUCUGGGUGGUGGUAUUGUCAACAACAUCGCCGGUGGCAUGCUGGGCAGGCUAUUCCGUUUCCACCUCAGCGUCACCUGCCCAUUCUCGUUUGUUUUCCCUUUCCUCCUCUCCCCUCUUCCUCUUCUUCUUCCUUUUCUUCUUCCCUCUUCUCCCUCUACCUUCGAUCGUCAUCAACAAACAGCCUUUGCGUCUACUACGCAUCAAAAACCGCGUUGGUACACCGCAAUGGAGACGAAUAUCCAUGGAACCCAUAACGAUGAUUUCACCUGCGGACAAUGCGGUGAGCCUGGCCACAUGACUCGCCAGUGCCCGAAUGACUCGGUUCCUCUGAGAGCUAGAGACAGCAAUGCAGGUGAUGCCUAUGGCAACUACGGCGACGGUGACGGCAAUUACGGCAAUGACGGAGGAUAUGGUGAAUACGCCGGUGGUGGUGGUGGUGGUGACCGCGCUUGCUUCAACUGUGGUCAACCAGGUCACUCCAAGGCGGAAUGCACCGAGCCUCGCAAGAUGGGCGCCUGUUUUAACUGCGGCGAAGAGGGUCACUCUAAGGCCGAAUGCACUAAGCCCCGCGUCUUCAAGGGUACCUGCCGUAUCUGCGAGAAGGAAGGUCACCCAGCUGUUGAUUGUCCCGAGAGACCCCCUGAUGUUUGCAAGAACUGCCAGGCUGAAGGCCACAAAACGCUGGAAUGCAAGGAGAAUCGAAAGUUCGACCUCAACCGCGUUGCUGACAUGCUUCCCCACGAAGGUUGGGCUGCAAUGAAGAAAGCCAGCGACGAAAGGGAUCUCGAUGAUUUCCGCGAGGCACUCAAAAUCUAUUCCAAGGCAGUUCCCCACGCCACUUGGGGUGAUAUCGAGAGAAAAAUGCGUGAAGACGACUUCAACAUCUACAUCAUUGCUAUGGAGGCUGAAGUUGACGAUGUCAUGAGCCUGAUUGAUCUUCAGGGAGUGCUUGAUCGCGAAUUCGUGAUUGGGUUCUUUUUUAGCCCCAAGGCGUCGCGCGGUCACCUCCGAGACCGUUGGCCUGCGGAUGCUGAGGAGAAUAUUGAGCGCCUGAACAACGCAGGUAUUCCGUACGAGCGCAAGGUGCCGAAGUGCCUGAACUGUGGAGAGAUGGGACAUAUCUCGCGCAGUUGCAAGGAGGAGCGCGCCGACAACGAACGUGUGGAAAUUAAGUGCUCAAACUGUGAUGGGCUUGGACACCGUGUGCGCGAUUGCAGACAGCAGCGCAAGAACAAGCACAGCUGCCGUAACUGCGGAUCUGUGGAGCAUAUUGCUUCUGACUGCCCCGAGCCCCGAUCUGCGGCUGAUGUUGAAUGCCGGAAGUGCAACGAAACUGGCCAUUUUGCCAAAGACUGCCCCAAUGUUGCUGAUCGUGGCCCUCGCACCUGCCGCAAUUGCGGAUCCGAAGACCACAUCGCUCGCGAUUGUGAUCAGCCUCGUGACGUUUCUACUGUUACCUGCCGCAACUGCGAAAAGACCGGACAUUACUCUCGUGAUUGCGAUCAGCCGAAGGAUUGGUCGAAGGUUCAGUGCAAGAAUUGCGGAGAGAUGGGUCAUACCAUGGUCCGUUGCCGUCAGCCGAAGGACGAUGAGCCUGAAGACGAACCUACUUUCUCCGCUGGCUCUCCUAAGCGCGAAGAACCCGAUCUGCUCGGCCCAGAGGCCAGCGCGGAACCGUUCCAAUUCAAGCGCCACGAGGAAAACGAUGACUUGUGGUAG
Molecule: messenger RNA, 2232 nt
Organism: Penicillium samsonianum
Lineage: Eukaryota; Fungi; Ascomycota; Eurotiomycetes; Eurotiales; Aspergillaceae
Exons: 18
Coding region: 1-2232 (743 amino acids)
Biological process (GO): vesicle-mediated transport; protein secretion
Cellular component (GO): Golgi membrane
Molecular function (GO): zinc ion binding; nucleic acid binding
Source: RefSeq, a predicted model, not a curated record